Messenger RNA from Emys orbicularis (European pond turtle), 1102 nucleotides. RefSeq names its product coiled-coil domain containing 32 (gene CCDC32). Gene Ontology annotation, biological process: cilium organization. The record is from RefSeq and is a predicted model, not a curated record. The transcript has 4 exons. NCBI's taxonomy places the organism in Eukaryota, Metazoa, Chordata, Testudines, Emydidae. The coding region runs from base 64 to 603 and encodes 179 amino acids.
CCCCAUUCGUCCUACCCUGGAGGUAAGAGGGGGCAGCAGUGAGGGACUCAGGAAUUCUGCAUCAUGAAAAUGAUUGAGAAUGUUGACUCUCUAGUGACUAGGUCAAGCCAGGACCUCUGGGCUGAAAUCUGUUCAUGUCUGCCAGAUCCAGACCAAAAAGACGACUUUAGUGAUACUUUUACAGAUUCCUUCACAGAUUCUUACAUCAGUGGAGAAAGCCAGGAUGAAGAACCAGGUGGUUCUUUCCAAGCAAACCUGAAGCCCUGGGCACCUCUGAAAGAUUCAGAGAUAUAUUUAGCAGCACUAGAGAGAAGACUGAUGAGAAUUAAGGGUUUGUCUCAGGAAGUGACCUCCAAGGAUAUGCUGCAUACUCUCGCCCAAGCAAAGAAGGAAUGCUGGGAUAGGUUCCUGCAGGAAAAGUUUGAGUCUGAAUUUUAUGUGGAGGGACAUGAAUCUGAAGAGAGCACCCUGGAACAUUUAAAGCGGUGGCUGCAGCCUGAUAAAGUGGCAAUCAGUACUGAAGAGGUACAGUACCUGAUUCCCCUAGAGUCCCAUAUAGAGAAGCAAGAAACUGGGGAAGAGUCUCCAGCAGCAGAACAAUGAAAUGCACUCCAACCAUGCGAAGCAGCUGUCCAAGGACUGAUGGAGCUGCAUUCAGUGGCAGUAAUAAAAGGGUAGGGUGAGGAAAUUGCCAAUUUUUGGUCAGCAAGGGAAAGAGCUAUGGACAUCCAGAGGAUAGAAUUGCAUUUGUUAUCGACAGGAGUGAAGUGUCCUGCAACUUUGUGCAUGCUGGACUUAAAUCUUGUUUUUAUCUACGUGGUUUCCCAUCUUGUAGCAAAACAGUCAUUCCAGUUUAAAAAAAAAAAAAAUUUGUAAUUCACUGAGAUGAGUACUGAACAAAAAGGGUGAUAUCCUAGAAUAGCGCAGCUAAUAACUCAGAAGACAGACAUUUCUUCCUCCUUUCUUGUACCCUCACUUUGUGGCUAUAUCUUUCCUGUUGCUAGCUUCACGGGCUUUACUCGUUGAUCUGUUACAACAAUUCUGCUGUAAAGUUAUCUGUAAAACUCCACAAUUUGUGCUUGAGUUGGCGCUAAACUGUAUC